Megalops cyprinoides (Indo-Pacific tarpon) is the source of this 339-nucleotide messenger RNA. RefSeq names its product retinal rod rhodopsin-sensitive cGMP 3',5'-cyclic phosphodiesterase subunit gamma-like. Gene Ontology annotation, biological process: positive regulation of epidermal growth factor receptor signaling pathway; positive regulation of G protein-coupled receptor signaling pathway; visual perception. Gene Ontology annotation, molecular function: 3',5'-cyclic-nucleotide phosphodiesterase activity; cGMP binding. Gene Ontology annotation, cellular component: photoreceptor outer segment membrane. Bases 1 to 339 code for a protein of 112 amino acids. Lineage: Eukaryota; Metazoa; Chordata; Actinopteri; Elopiformes; Megalopidae. The transcript is spliced from 4 exons. The record is from RefSeq and is a predicted model, not a curated record.
AUGGCAGAGGAAAGAGGUCCUUUCGGCUUCCUACAGGAGGGAGGGGUUUGCCAAUCCCUGCGCAGUAGAGUAUUGAACAUGGCAGGCCCAAAAUCUGAGGUGAAGGCCAGCACACGGGCAUCCAGUGGUCCCGCCUCCGCUGCCGCCAAGGGGCCGCCCAAGUUCAAACAGAGGAACACUCGCCAGUUCAAGAGCAGGCCCCCGAAGAGGGGAGUUCUGGGAUACGGGGAGGAUAUCCCUGGGAUGGAGGGCUUAGGCACUGACAUCACCGUCAUCUGCCCCUGGGAGGCCUACAGCCACCUGGAGCUGCACGAGCUGGCUCAGUACGGCAUCAUCUGA